AUGGACUAUCCAGAGCAGAAGUACAAUCCGAACCAGGGUGACAGACCACAUGAUCAGAGAGAUGAACAGGUACCCAAGGAGAAUCCAAGCCAAGUUUAUUUUCUUCUGUCCUUUUUUCCUUCUCUCCAGGAUUCAAGCGUUUUAAGAAAGUCUUUUGUUGUGCUGAUUCUUGGACUCUGCCUGGCGAUCAGCCCAGAGGCCACUCCCACCUAUGAAGGCAGGGACCCGAUCAGCGGCAGACCGGUGCAGUGUGACCGCUGCCCGCCGGGGACCUUCCUGCGCGCCACAUGCUCCUCCGUUAAAAAGAGCGAGUGCUCUCCGUGUCCGCAGGGCUCCUUCACGGAGCUCUGGAACUACAUCGGGAGAUGUUUGCGCUGCGGAGUCUGCGGAAGGAACCAGGUGGUGAAGAAGGAGUGCACCGCAGACAGCGACUGUCAGUGCGAGUGCAAAGAAGGAUACUUCUACGACCAGAGAUAUGAAAUGUGUUACCAACACGCAGAGUGCAGACCCGGCCACGGAGUCCUGACCCAAGGUACACCUGAGAAAAACACUGUGUGUUACACUUGCCCUCAAGGUACCUUCUCUGACAUUUCCUCUGCGCAUCAAAACUGCACAAAUCACAAGAACUGCAGUGAGGCAGGACUGCAGUGUGUGCUGAAAGGCUCCACCUGGCAUGACAGUGUGUGUGCAAACUGUGAGGAGCUCAAAGAUGAAACUGAGUACCUUAAAGAAAUCAUCCCAUCAUUCUUCAUCUUCCACAAAAUGAACAUCAAACAACUUCGUCGGAUUGUGCAGAAGCUCCCAUCUAAGGAUGGUAAAAAGCCAGGAGAGAGUUUGGAGCUAAGCUUCUCCAAACUUCAUGCAAGAAUCUGUGAAUGGAAAUCAUCUGCCACAGCUGCACAUAUUCAGCAGCUGCCCAGCAUUAUAAGUAAAGUAGGAGAAACUACUAUUGGAGAGAAACUACAAAACAAGUUAACCCAAAUUCAAACAUUUCUGAAAGAGCGCUGUCAUUCUAAAAUGAAAAGCGAUUGAUGUUUAAUUUUUAAACAUAAAAAGUAUAAAAAGAGUUAAACCUUGCUCAUUCAAAAAAAAUGGUGGGCAAAACAAUCAUCAAUAAAAAUAACUGUAUUUUUAAAUUGCACUUUUUAAAAUUCAGAUGAUUCUGAACACAGCCGACUCACCUUUAGAUAAUUUCAGCAUUGGCAGCUUAUCGAGGUCAUUAUGAUUUUUCUAAAAAUGCAGAGUCAUUUCAUCAUUAAGCCAAAUACCCAGGACACAUAUUUUUUUUUUAGAAAUGGAGAGCUUCUUUUGAUUUUUUUUAAUUAAACUGGUUAUUUUUAUUAGAAAUAUUAUAUUUGAUCAUAAAGUAAAAUAGGAAUCUCCAGAAUUACACGAUAAUGACACCCCUAAGUAAUAAUAAUCUAUUGUUUUAUUUAGUUGAGGCAUAUAACGUCAUUUAUCACUAUGGCUGAGUUUCUUCAAGCCUCCACAUGCUCAGACAUAUUUCCUUAAGUUGCAGUACUAGAGGCAAUUAGACGUUGCUACGAUACCUCAUUACAUAUAAUAAAGCUGCUGAUUUUUUUGCCCAGUUGUGUUUUGCUGCACCCCUAGAUUAUUACACUUUUUACAGCAACAGGUUUGUCAGCUCCACUUUCAUCCUGAACAGACAUCAUCUCUACUUUGUUUGUGCUUAAUGCAAAAGGCCAAAGCCUAUAGAAAAUACUUAUUUUAUACUUAUUUAUUGCAAUGCAAGAUUUGAAAUUCAUUUUUCAUGGAUGUGGGAGAAAAAAAGGCUUAUUGGGAACGGACUGUCCGGCCCCAGCAUAAUUUGUCUCUUAUAAUAGGUUGAUGCAUCGAGGUGGGGAGAAAGGUGUGUUUUUUUUUUUCUUUGCAGUGCUGUGUGUGAAUGAUAAACAUAGUAAAAUGGAUACAGAUAGUAAAGGGUUUAUGUUAAGCGUGACCAGGAGGAACAAGGGGUCUUGGCUGGAGCCCCCAAUGUUACAAAACUUUGUAAAGGCUCUAAAUGAGCACCAUGUGCACCUGACUUCAAGGCGCUUUAUGGAGAUGUGUUUUUUUAACUCUUCUUUUAAUGCUUUUUUAUUGUUUCAAAUUUGAUGUUUGUUUUGCUGUUGUAAUGUUUUGCUACAAAGUUUUAUUCUGUAAAUUUUCAUCAUCUGUUAUUAUCUUAUGUAUAUAAUAUGAUGGGAAUCCUUCAGGAAGGUUUUUAACCUUGGGCAUUAGCAUUUCUUAAAUUAAUUUCCAGUAGGUUAUAAAGUAUAAUUGUAUUUUGUUUCAAUUACUGUCUUUGCUACAGAAAUAUUAACAAAUAUUUUUGUUUUUUGAUAAAAUUUUAUUAAAUUUUUCAAAUGAUCCUCAUUGAUGUGUACAUGUUUUAAUUUGUCUUGCUGCUGUAACAAUCUACUCGCCUCCAUAGGGAAGGUAAUCCAGU
This is a messenger RNA of Cyprinodon variegatus (sheepshead minnow), 2449 nucleotides long. Its product is annotated as tumor necrosis factor receptor superfamily member 6B-like. Gene Ontology annotation, molecular function: protein binding. The transcript has 4 exons. The record is from RefSeq and is a predicted model, not a curated record. The coding region runs from base 1 to 1032 and encodes 343 amino acids. NCBI's taxonomy places the organism in Eukaryota, Metazoa, Chordata, Actinopteri, Cyprinodontiformes, Cyprinodontidae.